GGUGGGGCUGUCUGAACGGAGUCUGGCAGGCAGCCCGAGGCUGAAGGAGCAGGGCCCGCCCGUAUGAAAAGCAGACGUGCGUUCCGUGCCGACUACCAUCCCUUCCACAGUCGCCACGAGCAUAUGCUUUGAGUAGCCUGGCUUCUACUGCCUCCCGACCCCCUCUGCGCCAGAACCCGCGUGCGUCUCGGAUCACAGUCUGCCACUGGCUGCCCCGACUUCCGUGGGCCAUGGCGCGCUCCUCGACUCUUCUCCUUUCUGGGUGGCUCGUGCCGCUCGCCAGGUCGACCGGCCCUUCGGCCUGCGGUCAGCUCAGCGGGGCCGCGCGCUCGGAGGCGGAGGUCCGCGACCACCAGGAGUGCGAGCACGAGUCCAUCCGCUUCGAGGCCCUGCAGGCGGCCUCUGCGCUGUCGAGAUCCAGGCCUUACGCCGAGCGGGAGGCAGGAGAAGCAGACCCUGCCAAGACCAGCGCGAGUAGCGGGCAGAAAUCAGUGGAGGGCAACCCGUACGCUCCAGGGCCUAACGUCUACCUCGCGGACCUCGUAGACCAUGACAACCCGUGGGGCUACUGCCUCGACAUCGCUGGGUCCCCGCCCCACCCGCAGUGCGAUAAAAUUCAGGGGCACACCUGCAAGGAGGAGGGCAGAGACACCCAGUUCCGGUACGACCCCGACACGCAGUCGAUCGUGUCGCAAAACUUCAACCAGGACUGCAGCCCGAUGUACGACGGGUACCAGGACGGGAGGGCGUGGCAGGCGGACCUGACGUACACCAGCGGCGGCUGCCUCCGGGCCGCGGGGUCCCUCGAGGUGGGGGUCUCCCUCGUGCUGGUGGCCUGCCACAGGCACGACCUUCUGCAGAAGUUCGCCUACACCAGGGACCGGCGGUUCGCCGUUGGGAACACCAGCCUCUGUCUCGUCCUCGGCCGGGAGCGGGAGGAGAGGGACGGGUUCUCGUCCCGCAGGGCCGAGCUGCAGGACUGCGCCGCGUGGCCGGCCGAGCUGUCGACCUGGGAGGUCUGGCGGCGUGCAGCAGGGGCCGGGGCGAGACGGAGGGCCGGGAGGAAAGGCUUCCGCCUCUCGGACGGCGAUGGAUGGGCUUUCUCAGAGCUGCCCCCCCCCCCCCACCCUUCCCUGUCGCCCCGCCCCCGUCUGCUCGUCGCCAAGAGGUCCUGAUGAGCAGCCACGAGAGGUACCUCCCAGAGUAGAGCGCCAGCGCUGCAUGUGUGGGCGCCCCCUCGCAGCAAGCGAGAGUAGGCCCGCUGCCGUGGAGGUAUACCCGCCCUCGAUGCGGUGGAGUAGGCCGCGAAGAGACGGGGGGGAGGCAUGCCGCUGCAACUGUCCGCGCGCAUUGCAGGAUUCCGUGCCAGCUGUCGCAGCUUGAGGCGCGACCCUCGCUGGCGCGAUCCCCAUGACAGUACAAUUUGCAAGAUGCCCGUAUGGAGUCCAUGCCUUCGUGGAGUCUGUGCCUGUCGUAUAUGACCUGAACAACUCGUUCUUUUUGUUUUUUGCAGUUUGGGCAUCUAUAGUGCUUUGCAAUCUGAGCAACUUGGCACCAACCUUGCCCAACAGGACAGCUUUUCCUCAAAGACCUUCGUUCCUGAACGACCUGCUUUUCAUGGCGGAGACAUAUCCAUCACCACCGCGACGUUGCCCGUGCGUGCCAGCAUGUCACCGGCCUGCCUGUGGACCCACCGCAACUCCUCCUCCUCCUCCUCCCCUCUCCUCCUCCUCCUCCUCCUCCUCUUCCUCUCCGUCUCCGUCUCCUCCUCCUCCUCCUCCUCCUCCUCCUCCUCCGUGGACCCUUCUUUGCAGCGGCCGCCGUGCUGAUGGAGCGCCCGCCGCGGCCGGCAGCGCACGCCACGCGUCCGAGCCAGGCGGCUGCCGGGCGGUCUCGCGCUCUCUGUCCAUGGGCGCGCGAGCGCGCGCGCGGGACGGGAUGCGUCCCAGCCCUUCAGACCAGAGGUCACCGAAGGUGUCACUAUACUCACGGGUUCUGUUGCACCCUGUCUGGGGAUCCGCCGUACUUG
Messenger RNA from Prorocentrum cordatum, 2029 nucleotides. NCBI's taxonomy places the organism in Eukaryota, Dinophyceae, Prorocentrales, Prorocentraceae. The record is from the annotation of a GenBank genome assembly.